Molecule: messenger RNA, 904 nt
Organism: Branchiostoma belcheri (Belcher's lancelet)
Lineage: Eukaryota; Metazoa; Chordata; Leptocardii; Amphioxiformes; Branchiostomatidae
Product: deoxyribonuclease-1-like
Exons: 7
Coding region: 34-864 (276 amino acids)
Biological process (GO): DNA catabolic process
Cellular component (GO): nucleus
Molecular function (GO): DNA nuclease activity
Source: RefSeq, a predicted model, not a curated record
ACUGCUUCAGAAGAACUGACGCAAACCAGGAGAAUGAAGUUCGGCUUGGCGUUUUUGGUUCUCGGGGUUUUGGCCCUGUCUGGUGCCGGUACAGCACUGAAAAUCGGGGCUUUCAACAUUCAGACCUUCGGCAGGAGUAAGAUGUCCAAGCCUGAAGUCGUGGAAAUCCUGCUACAGAUUGCAGAGCGGUAUGACAUCUUACUGAUCCAAGAGAUUCGGGACAGCACGUUUACCGCCAUCUACAGCUUUCUGGACCAGCUCAAUGCCCGCCGUGGGAACGAUUACUCCAUGUUGUUGAGUGACCGUCUGGGGAGGUCUUCCUACUACAUGGAACAGUACGCCAUUCUGUACAGGAACGACCGUGAGCUGACUCCUGUGGGAGACUACCACUAUGGAGACCCUGGAGACAUCUUCCACAGGGAACCUUACGUCAUCCGCUUCCUGUCAGGAACUACCUCCGUCCAAGACUUCGUGUUGGUCCCCCUACACGCCGACCCUGAGGACGCAGUGGUGGAAAACAAUCAGCUGUACAACGUCUACCUGGACGCCGUGGACCGCUGGGGAGACCAGGACGUCCUGAUCUUCGGAGACCUCAACGCCGACUGCAGCUACGUGGGCAGCGCUGAUUGGUCGAGCAUUCGAAUCUGGACGGACAACCGAUUCGAAUGGCUGAUCGGGAACGAGGCUGACACGACCGUCAAGGGCACACACUGUGCUUAUGAUCGACUGGUUGUCGCCGGUUCUCAGCUCCAGGCGUCAGUUGUGAGCUACAGCGUGUUUAACUACAUGGAGGAGUACAAUCUGUCUCAAACUGAAGCAGAGGCGGUGAGUGACCACUGGCCAGUGGAGAUGGACAUCGCCUAGUGCCCCCCCCCCCCGUACAUCGGCAAUGGAGGACGCACGG